ACAUCAUUAGUGCGUUAUCUUGUAAAUCUGACAAUUUGAUGCGACAAGUCUAUCUCUCUCCAAACGAACACCGAAAUAGGUGAUAGGUGGUCGAACAUUACCCAAAUCGAAUCAGAGUAAUUAAACUGCCCAAAAUCUAUGCUACUUGCCGAAGGUGUCGGUAACAAGGUACCAAUACCAGCAAUCGGAUCACACCGAAAAAACGACACACAGAACGAUGGUCUUCAUUUGCGGGCUUUACAUAUCAUUCCGACAGAGAAAAAGAUUUCGCCCACGAUUCGCCCCCCAAAAAACGACAACGGACGACCAAGUGAGAAAGAUCUCAUCCGAUCACAAACGGUUUGGUGGCGGGAUUUUUUUUUUUGGGAGGGAAGACACAUACAAACGCGUGUGUUUCUCACCCGCGGCGAAUGUCAUUCCGCCAGAUUCGUGCCGGGCCGGAGGCAUGGCGACUUGUCAUCUGCCGCAAAGAUAGCAAAGUGGUGCGCGCCCUAGUGGGCAAACUCCAUUCCACCAUUUUGGGGGGGAAAAACUCUAUACAAAAUGUUCCGACCAGUGGCUGUACCCCGGCCAGUCACCGUCGGUGCGUGAUCGUGAUCGGUUGAUCGGGUUUUGGUUCUGGCGGUGUGUGACCGAGUGUACGUGCGUUCGAGUGCGUGUUUGAGAGGAAAUCUUGCAAUUCUUGUCGCGAUUGCUUGUUUAGCUAAAUGUUAGGUACUGUGUGCAUUGGUCUAUCAUCAUUCGAUCAUCAUCAUCUGGUGGAUUCAUUCAGGAAGUGACUAAGUGAGCAACUCCGUACCACAGUUUGAUCGAAUUUGCAGACUGUGUUUUUUCGCGAAAACGCGCCCAGUAAAGUUAAUUAACAUUCCGCAAACUAUUUGUCCCCGGGGAGGGGUGUGAUUCUAACGAGUGACUCAAUCGUUUUAGAUAGGGAAAGUAACGCAUUUUGAGCUCUUUUUUUAUUUCGGUUGUAAUUUUCACUUACUUAACGUUUUUCAAUUUUCCAUCUCACCAUUUAAUUCGAAAGAGUGUUUUUUAAAAUGAUUUUUCAAUUGAAUUACAAUUAAUCGAUUGUAUUGCAGUGGACGUGUGUUUCUGUAGUCCACAGUCAAAGUGUGUGCAUCGGUAAUUUGUGCCCUAUUUUGGUAAAGUGCUUUUGUACCCUUGUGUGAGUGUGUGUUUUGUUGGGUGUACCGUGUUUAUGGAGCAGUGAAAAUUCCAACUCCCAAAAAAUCAAACGAUGGUUUCCAAGCGAAAGGAUGUGCUACAAUGCUGGAUUGUGGCCAUUGCAUUCGUUGCCGCUGUAGCUCUAUCGAUGGCCGGUUUGGUCAACGGAGAAACGUACGAAGAUUGUGAGCAGCCACCGGAAAUUGCACACGGAUCCGCCCGGCUAACGGUGGACGACAACGAAGAGUAUGUGACGGCACACUACACCUGCAAAUCGGGCUACCGGUUGCAGGAACCGCAGCUAGCCAAAAUACGCUGCAGCAUCGAGACGGAUGAAUGGGAAUCGAACAAACUGCCGGCAUGUGUACCAGAUGAAACACACGACCAGGACGGUGCGGUUGGAAAGCAGGGCGCAAACGGUAAGCGGAAACCCGGUCAACGGGGUCAAAACAUUCAGGAGGAAACCGACCUUGAACCGGAACUGGCCGCUCGGUUGGAUCUGUCCUGCAUGGCCAAUGGGCUUGUAAGGGCGCCCGAGAUCGACAACGGCUAUGUGGUGAAAUACAACAGGCGUAAGAAAAAUGGCAACAUUUUCCUGGUAGCGUACUACGAGUGUGACGAUUAUUACGAGCUACAGCCACCGGAGCAUGAUCGCCUGUACUGUAGCGUACGGAAAUGGAUCGGCAAGCGACCGGAAUGCAUCUCAACCCGAUCCGGCACAGAGGAUGAUGAAGAGGGCGAGGAAGAGGAAGAGGAAGAGGAGGAAGAGGAAGAAGAUUACGAAGAAGAAGGAGAAGAAGGCUCUGAACAACCAUCCGAACGUGAUGAAAAAGUUCACGACCGAACAACAACUACGACGACAACCAUGCCAACAACUACAACAACUACUUCUACUACAGAAGCAUCAACAACAACCGAAUCAUCUACGACAUCGACAACAACUACGACACAACAGCCAUUGCAAACAACGACUUUAACACCCGUGCACCCACGAUCGACGACAACGGAAGCGAACAUACCAGACAAUCUGUCCGUCCCCGAGGCAGAACAUGAAACUCAUCAACAUCGAUCGACACCAGACAAGGGCGAAGAUGACACAGAAGACGAAGACGAAGAAGAAGAAGGCGAUGGUGAUGAUGAUGAAGACAAUGGGCACGAUCAUCAUGCGUCUCACAGAGAAGACGAUCACAACGAACCGGCCGAAGUGCUACGGAGCGACUCAGAACAUUCACCUUCAUCAACCGAAUCCAUUGCUUCGACAUCCCCACAGACGGUUGUGACCGCUUGUGGUCCAGAUCGUGGUGGUUGCGAUCACGAAUGUCGAAUGAUUUAUCACGGCAACGAGGUGGAACCGGUGGUUGAGUGUAGCUGCUACCGGGGAUUUCUGCUGGAUGUGCGUGAUGGAAGAACCUGUCACGAUAUUGAUGAAUGUGCGGAAAAUAAUGGCGGCUGUGAGCAGACAUGCAUCAAUAAGCCCGGUUCGUACGAAUGUAAUUGUGAGCCAGGACUGCAAAUCGACACACUGAACGGUCACACGUGCAUCGAUAUCGAUGAGUGUCAAAAUGCAGACAUUGCGGAACGAUGUGCCAAUGGAUGCGAAAAUACGUUCGGUUCCUAUCGAUGCCCGGAGGACGUAAAGCCCACUGCUAUUGGUGAACAACCAGCAACGGAAAAGGGCGAGGAAGAAGAUGGUGACAGUGACACUGAAGACGAUGCCGACGAUGAGGAAGAGGAGGAACUGCAAGAGCGAACGGAAGCGCAUAAUCGAUUGAGCGAAAAUGAAUUGCCUCAAGAAUCCCAUCAAUCAGUGGAUAGCGCCGGAAGCGGCUCGACGGUUGAUGAUGCCAGCGACGAACACGAUGAUGACGUGGAAAAUGAGACCGAAACGAUACCGAACGAAACGAUUCCGGUUGGUUCUUCGCACGCUCAUCGGCAUCAUCAUGGUGAAGAUCGUUUUGUACCAGAGUUGGUGAAUGGACGCGAUGAAACCCGCGAUACAUUACCAGAACGAGAGGAAGAUCACGAAGAUGACGCUGAGGAGGAUGAGGAGGAUGAGGAGGAUGAAAGUGAGAACGAAGACACGAGUGUCCCUGAGCGGACUCACGUCGAAAAACCAUCCCAACCGGUCGUAACUUCAGGUGACGGCCACGGUGAGAUUACCACAUCCAAAGUAGAACACGAUGGGCCGACGGGACCGGAUUAUGAUGAUGAUAAUGGGCUCGAUUCGGAAGAAAGCACCGAACGAACCGAUGGCCAACCAUCCUUCGGCAGUACCCACGGUUGUGGUGAAGGACUUCGAUUGAAUCCGUCGACAGGCACUUGUGAAGAUAUUAAUGAAUGUGAGGAACACGAUCACGGUUGCGACUACUGUCAAAACGCGCACGGUGGAUACCAGUGUACCUGUCCGGACGGAUUCGAACUAGCAGACGAUGACAAACACUGUGAGGAUGUGGACGAAUGCACCGUCGGUGAGGAAGACACAGAUGAGAGUGGUUCGGUAUGUUCGCACGAGUGUCACAACACGAUCGGAUCGUUCGAAUGCCGAUGUCCGGAAGCGUUCCAUCUAAACAACGAUCGACGCACAUGUGUGCGAGACUUCUGUCAGGAUCUGUACGAGAACCCGAACAAGACGCGCUGUUCGCAUGAGUGUAUCGACGAGGUGGAAGGUUUCCGAUGCCAUUGCCCCGAAGGUUAUCUACUGGACGAGGUGGAUCAGAAGACGUGUCACAGUGCGUACAGCUGUGAUGAGAAUCAACGGAAGCGUUGUGAACCGGGCCGGUGUCGGAAGGUGGGAAGCGCUAGCGGAGGCUAUCGGUGCGAGUGUCCCGAUGGGUAUGUUCAGAACGAUCACAGCUGCCAUGAUCGGGAUGAGUGUCAGCUGGGACGGCAUGAUUGUAGCCACGAGUGUCACAAUACGGCCGGUUCGUACCGGUGUAGUUGUCCGGUAGGUUUAACACUGUCCGCUGAUGGGAAGACCUGUGACGAUGUGGAUGAGUGUCAGCGUGAGACGAACGAGCUGGAAGGUUUGUGCGGUGAUCUCGAGUGUCGCAAUACGUACGGUAGCUACAAAUGUGUCUGUCCGGAGGGUAGGGAGCUGGAUGAGUACGGUAUCUGCCGGCAGAUGGAUCUGUGCCGGAAGGAUAAUGGUGGAUGUUCGCACAUUUGUACGUUCUACAAUCGCGAAACGUACUGUGACUGUCCGGACGAUAUGGAGCUGGCGGAGGAUGGCAAAACGUGUGAAACGACGAACGUUUGUGGGUUGAACAAUGGCGGAUGUUCGCACACUUGUGAUCCAGACAGUGAGACGUUGUGUCUGUGUCCGGCGGGAAUGGUUUUGGGUGAAAAUGGACGCACGUGUGAGGAUGUGAAUGAAUGUCAUGCGAAUAAUGGAGGAUGUGCGCAGAGUUGUCUCAACUUUGAGGGAGGCUAUCGGUGCAGUUGCUACGAAGGGUAUGAGCUGGAGGCGGACAGACGCACGUGUAUCGAUCUGGAUGAGUGUGCCAAUGCACGGGGUGGUGGUUGUGAUCAUAACUGUCACAACACGGCAGGAUCGUACUAUUGUACCUGUCAUGCCGGUUAUAAGCUGGCGGAGAAUGCACGCACCUGUAUGGAUGUGAACGAGUGUGACGAUCACAAUGGAAACUGUUCGCAUGUGUGCAUCAACCUGCUCGGCGGACAUCAGUGUUCCUGCCCGAAGGGACUGUUUCUGCAGGAGGACGAUCGUACCUGUGACUUUGUGGAUGAGUGUGAGCUUAACAAUGGCGGAUGCUCGCAUGGAUGCCACUACGAGUACGGUGUGGUGAGUUGUUCGUGUCCGAAAGGGUUCCAGCUGGAAGGUGAGCAUCACAAAACUUGCGUCGAUGUGGAUGAAUGUUCGAAACGAAAUGGUGGCUGUUCGCACGAUUGCUUUAACACGCCCGGAGCUUACGAAUGUCACUGUCCGGAGCAUUACGAACUGCGUCACGAUCGUCACACGUGUCAGGAUGUGGAUGAGUGUAUAGCGGAGAAUGGUAACUGUUCGAACAUUUGCAUCAAUCUACCCGGUGGGUAUCGUUGUGCUUGCGAGAUCGGGUACGAGUUGGCAGAUGAUCAACGGACGUGCAUCGACGUGAAUGAGUGUAAUGAUGGCAGUCACGAUUGUUCGCAUCACUGCGUGAAUGUACCGGGAGCGUACGAGUGUGAAUGUCCCGAGGGUUUCAAGCUGGGACGCAACCGGUUAAGCUGUGAGGAUGUGGACGAAUGUAGAGUGCUUCCUGAUCGGGGUGGAUGUGAGCAUCAUUGCAUCAACACGAUCGGAUCGUAUCACUGUGGGUGUGCGGAUGGCCAUCGGCUAGCGGCGGACAAUCGUACCUGUUCCGAUGUGGAUGAGUGCAGUGAUGAGGAUAGGAAGUGUUCACACGAUUGCACAAAUACGAAGGGCGGGUUUGAGUGUUCGUGUCCGUCCGGAUUGCGGCUGGACAUUGAUAAGGUGAGCUGUGUGGACAUUGACGAGUGUCGGAUUAAUAACUUCAAUGGCGGUUGUUCGCACAUCUGCCACAAUACGGAGGGUAGCUUCCAGUGCCGAUGUCCGGAAGGGAUGUUGCUCGGAGAAGAUCAAGCCACGUGUAAUGAUAUCGAUGAGUGCACUGUGCUGAAUGGAGGAUGUAGUCAGCUGUGCAUUAAUCGGGACGGUGGCUAUCGCUGUGGCUGUCAUCCGGGGUAUAGUCUGAUGAUGGAUGGGAAGGCAUGCGAAGUGUCGAAUCCGUGCGCAUUGCGGAACGGAGGCUGUCAGCAUUAUUGCAGCUUGAAGGCCGGGUUACCGGUGUGUUCGUGCAGGGAAGGGUUUGUGCUGAACAAGACGAAUCAAGCAUCCUGUAUCGAUCAUAACGAGUGUUUGCAGACGAAAGAUCACAACUGUCAGCAGCGGUGCGUCAACUUGGAAGGUUCCUACAGGUGCGAUUGUUACGCUGGAUAUGAGAAGAAUGAUCUUGGGCAGUGUAUUGAUGUGAAUGAGUGCUCUGUUAAUAAUGGUGGCUGUGGAUCGAAGGCACAGUGCAUCAAUACGGCUGGUAGUAGUCGGUGUGCGUGCCCGGUUGGUUUUAAGUUGACGACGGAUCGCAAGAAUUGUGCCGAGCUGAAGGAUAACUGCAAACCGUUCGAAACACCACGAAAUGCGGAUGUGCGGUGUACACGAUCCCGACAUAAGACGCAACUGUUCUACCGAUCGAAGUGCAUCCUCACGUGUAAGAAGGGUUUUAAACUGCACGGACCUUCGGUGCGACAUUGCAAUGGUACUGGCGAAUGGGACGAGGGAGAAUCCAUCUGCGUUCCUCUUGCUUGUCCAAAAUUAGCUCGUCCAGAAAAUGGUGUUAUCCUACCGGUCGCAUGUACGGCAGGGAAGAUUUUUGCCAACGAACGCUGUGUUCUUCACUGCAAGCCUGGUUUCAAACCGAUGACAAAGCGAACUGCUGUCUGCACUCUGUCACAGACUUGGGUUCCAGGAGAUAAUCUCCGUUGCGUCCCGCUAGACACACCAACAGUGACAGUAAAACCAGUGACAACGACAUCUACCGUGGCGUCGGUCAGCAUCAAACCAUACAUCAAGUGUCCACCGGAUAUACAUGAGGUACUGCCGCUGGGUCAGUACACGAUGAAGGUACGGAUGGAGCGCCCAACGUCGAAUGUCGAUUGGCACAAGUACGUUGAUUCGCAUCCCCCUUGGGGCAAACAGCUGGAAGUGGAGCUGCCAGCGGGUGAAACGAUCGUCACGUUCCGUGCCCGAAGUCCAACGAACAAUGUGAAUGAUGUUUGUCGAGUUGUGAUAAAAAUACGAGAGAGAAAACCUCCAACCGUGGUACACUGUCCCGAAUCGUUCGAGGUACAGUUGGAACGCAACGAACCGUCCCGGUCGGUGUUCUGGGCGGAGCCCAAGUUCGAGUCCGAAUCGGAGAUCAAGCAGCUCUACAAAUCGAAUACACCCGGUCAACCGUUAGCAGCCGGGUUGCAUUACAUCAACUACAUCGCAACCGAUGCCGAUGGGUUGAGUGCAAACUGUAACUUCCGUGUGGUGGUUAAUGGUAAGGAUAAGAUGAAGAAACCGUUUCCCUUCGGCAGCGACGUAACCUUGAGUUUGCGUUCAGGUCCUCCGGUAGAGGUGAUGGAGCCGCGACGUCCACAUCUGGGCAGCGGUGGUUCCAGGCCGGCGGAAAUGAACCGCCUCGAGAACCACGAAUCAUAUCUCAUCUGUCCCGGUAAACCACCCGUAAGGCUGGACGGCAACAAUUAUCCCUUGCACGUCCCGCAAGGGUGCGUGGUGAAGAACAUACGUAUCAAGCAAAAGCUAGCCAGGUUGCGCCAUCAGCAAAGAAUGUUGGCGCAGCAUCUACAGCAUCUAGAGGAAUCGCCCAACACCAGCCCGGCUCUGAUACGCCAACAGCACCAGCGUUACAAUAAUCUGCUUCGCUACUACUCCUCGUGGGACAAGGUCUACACGUCCUCGUCGGCUACUUCAAGGCCAUCUACCAUGCUGGAUGGUGCUUCAUCGUCGAGAGCCCUCCACUUGCCUCAGGGGCUUGCCGAACCGUAUCCUGCGGGCCGGAUGAGUGCAUCGCAUUAUCAACAACCUCAGCAGCACCACCAGCAACAUCCACGCCGUUGGUUAAAAAAGCGCAGCCGACCACAUGCUGAAGAAAUCCAUACCAGUGAUGAGAAAAAUGACAAUGUCCAAGAACAGCAUGGCGGUCAGUCAUAAAGGAUUGAUUGUGGCAGAUGAAAAACUCAUCGGUACAAUUCCAAAAUAGUUGAUGGGUUUUUCACCGUUUAUGUCAGAUGCGAAUACGAAAAACCAAUCAUAAUAAACGCUUUCUAAUCUCGAACAAAAAGCAUUUCCUCGCAAAACGGACGACACUAGGCAGUGUGUGUUUCGUUGGAAACCAGUUACAUUCAAGAAGCAAUAAUUGAAUGAUCGAAUUAAUCUUCAUUUUUCAAAUUCUACUGCAUCGCAACAGUGUCCUAUAUCAUCCCUGUCAGUAGACAUAGAGCGAUCUGUAUUGCUAAGCAGCAAGCUAUCAUAGAAAGAUGAUUCUGUGAUGCAAUUUGCAUACAUUUAGGCGCACUGAACAUUUGGCCUUUACGUUUUGCAAAAUGACAUCAUUAAUAAUGAUGAUUUUAUUAACAAUUUGUUUAUUGCAAAAAUCGAACUAUUCGCAUUAGAGUCAACUGAUAUCUAGAUUAAGAAGUCCCGAAAUAUAUAUUUUUAUAUAUAUUUGUGCGGCAUGCAACCAUUAAUACUGAAAUCAUGAAGUAAAUAAAACAACAAAUUAUAAAUAAACAAAAACAAAAUAAUACAUAAUUAGUUUAAAAGGAAAAUAACAGGAAAAGAAACUUACCCUUGCAAU
Anopheles funestus (African malaria mosquito) is the source of this 8543-nucleotide messenger RNA. Its product is annotated as fibrillin-2-like. Gene Ontology annotation, molecular function: calcium ion binding. The transcript has 12 exons. Lineage: Eukaryota; Metazoa; Arthropoda; Insecta; Diptera; Culicidae. The coding region runs from base 1241 to 7897 and encodes 2218 amino acids. The record is from RefSeq and is a predicted model, not a curated record.